Molecule: messenger RNA, 1729 nt
Organism: Phragmites australis (common reed)
Lineage: Eukaryota; Viridiplantae; Streptophyta; Magnoliopsida; Poales; Poaceae
Product: probable glycosyltransferase At5g03795
Exons: 5
Coding region: 92-1294 (400 amino acids)
Molecular function (GO): glycosyltransferase activity
Source: RefSeq, a predicted model, not a curated record
UCUUUUGCAGAAAACCCCUUCGAUCCUCCGUUCUCUUCGAUCCACACCCUGCAUUGCAGUUCACUCCACUGCCCUCCUCCCAUCUCCGGCGAUGGCCGGCCGCCUCCCCGGCGCCGCCGCAUCCUCGCCCCUCCCCCGCGCGCUCCUCCUCCUCGCAGCUCUCGCGCUAUUCUCCCUCUCCUUCCUCUCUCUCCGUUCCCUCCGCCCCGCCGCCGCCCCCUCGCUCGCCGUCGACAAAUCUCGCUCCCUCCCGUCAUCCUCGCGCCCGUCGGUGUACCACUCCCCUGAGGCGUUUGCUGCGGGGUACUCGGAGAUGGAGAGGAGCUUCAAGGUGUACAUCUACCCGGACGGCGACCCCAAGACGUUCUACCAGACGCCGCGGAAGCUCACGGGCAAGUACGCCAGCGAGGGCUACUUCUUCCAGAACAUCCGCGAGAGUCGCUUCCGCACCGAUGACCCCGACCAGGCGCACCUCUUCUUCGUCCCCAUCUCGCCUCACAAGCUGCGCGGCAAGGGUAUGUCAUAUGAGAAUAUGACGGUAAUAGUUAAGGACUAUGUGGAAGGCUUGAUAAACAAGUAUCCUUACUGGAACCGGACACUUGGAGCAGACCACUUCUUUGUUACCUGCCAUGAUGUAGGCGUGAGAGCAUUUGAAGGACUUCCAUUCAUGGUGAAAAACUCUAUUAGAGUUGUAUGUUCGCCAAGCUAUAAUGUUGACUUUAUACCACAUAAGGAUAUUGCUCUUCCUCAAGUACUACAGCCGUUUGCUCUACCUGAAGGAGGAAAUGAUGUUGAGAACAGGACGAUUCUUGGAUUUUGGGCUGGCCAUCGCAAUUCCAAAAUAAGAGUUAUUUUAGCACGAUUCUGGGAGAAUGACACAGAGCUUGCUAUCAGCAACAAUCGGAUUAGUAGAGCUAUUGGGGAUCUAGUUUAUCAGAAGCAGUUUUACCGCACUAAGUUCUGUAUCUGUCCUGGUGGCUCUCAAGUUAACAGUGCCCGUAUAUCUGACUCAAUACACUAUGGUUGUGUCCCUGUUAUUUUGUCAGACUACUAUGAUUUGCCUUUCAAUAAUGCCCUUGACUGGAGGAAGUUUGCGGUUAUACUUAGGGAGAGAGAUGUAUAUCAACUAAAGAGUAUUCUGAAAUCCAUAUCACAGGAGGAGUUUAUUUCAUUACAUAAAUCUCUAGUUCAGGUGCAGAAACACUUUGUGUGGCAUUCGCCUCCUGUUUCCCACGAUGCAUUCCACAUGGUUAUGUAUGAACUAUGGCUGCGGCAUAAUGUGAUCAAGUACUAAAGCCUAUUCACUUGUGAGUUUUGGUCACUAACCUAAACGACUGAUCCAUCAGAAAGAUAUUGCCAAGCCUGACAGCCUGCUGGUGCUACCUUGAAUACAGCCUUUUGUUCUUUGCUCUCAGAAUCUCCAGCUGGAUGGAUCAUUGAAUAUAAUGGGUAACUACCAUGGCACAGUGGAGAGCAUCUGAAUGAUAGUAGGCCAUCGUCGAGCAUAUAUCAUGAAACUGGAGUCCUAGUUAAUAGAUGGAUUAGUUAAUUCUUUCAACAGUAGUUGGUUUUCCCCCAUACGGCAAUCUUUUUCCUCCAGAUGUCUUUUAUAUUUCAUGGAUCUGCCUGGUUGAUCGCAUGUGGUUUCUCAUGCAGUUUUUGUGUUCAGGCUUGUAAGUAAUGUACUAUAUUAUUGAAGAAAAACAGAACUUAAUUCCAUCUGACAGAA